AUGGCGAGCGGCUCUAAAAAUGUAAUCACCCGGAAGAUCGCUUUAAUGGGAUAUCCUUGUGUUGGAAAAUCAUCCAUUACUUUACGCUUUGUCCAAGGCCAUUUCCCGGAUGCUUAUGACACCACUAUAGAAGAUCUUCACAACAAACCAUAUCGUUGGCUUGGCCGAGAUUAUAACCUUAAAAUCACAGGUGAGAUUCACUAUUUUUUUACAAGAGCUCCUAAAUGUCGAGUAAUCUUUCGAAUUACUUUUGUCGAAGCUUCUUGUUCGUGGUUCUUUUCAUCGUUAUAA
Cooperia oncophora is the source of this 291-nucleotide messenger RNA. The record is from the annotation of a GenBank genome assembly. NCBI's taxonomy places the organism in Eukaryota, Metazoa, Nematoda, Chromadorea, Rhabditida, Trichostrongylidae.